AUGAUGCCUCGUUCUCUAGCGGACGUCGAAAAAUCACUGGGACAGGCGCUGGUGGAGUUUCCAGUCCGAUACCACAAUCGAUACGACGACAGGGCCAGGACCGAGCUUAUAGAGAUACUCUUCCGCUCGCUGUCGGGCUAUAACGAGGAUUAUCUACAGUUGCUGUUCCCUGACGGCCCUGGAAAUGGGUGCUGGAACUUAUCGAAAGCCCAGGGCUUGGAGGCUGGGGCGGAAUACUCUGAGGCAGCUCGGGGGAAGCGAUGUGGGCAUACUUUCAAGUCCGGAGACGCAGGCUAUCACUGUGUUACGUGCUCUAUAGACGAGACUUGCUGUCUAUGCAACCGCUGCUUCAAUGCCUCCGACCACACGGGACACAAAUACACCUUCUUCGUUUCGAGCGGGCAUUCUGGAUGCUGUGACUGCGGAGACGAAGAAGCUUUCCGGCUGCCGGUGCACUGUGCCAUCCAUACGGCGCUGGAACGGGACGAUGAUGACGAGGACAAGAAGAAGAAAGAUGUGGCCCCGGUCCCUGAAAUGCUGGUUGCAUGUAUUAGGAUGACUAUUGCCCGGGUCCUCGACUAUUUCUGUGAUGUGAUAUCUUGCUCCCCGGAACAGCUGCGGCUCACCAAGACGGAAGCGGGCAUCAGGCAGGAUGAGGUCGUAUCCAGGCUAUCUGGAGAUUGGUAUCAUGCAAGUGAUCCUGAGGAUAGCGAGCCUGAGUUUGCGCUUGUGCUAUGGAACGACGAAAAACACACCAUUAACGAAGUCACAAAUCAGGUAGCCCGUGCCUGUCGAGAGCGUGAAAGGUUCGGCCUCCAGAAAGCCAAUGAAUCGGAUGAGUUCGGCAGAAGUGUGGUGAAAUACUCGAAGAACCUCGCGGGCCUGCUUGAUGUCUCGAGGAUCAUAGAGCAGAUCAGAGUAACCGUCACCGUCCGAUCCGCGAGGGAUACCUUCCGGGAGCAGAUGUGUGCCACCAUAAUCGACUGGCUCUCCGAUAUUUCUGGCUGUAGCGUUGGAGGUGAUGGCUCGCUGCUGAGACUCAUGGUUUGCGAGCAGAUGCUUCAACCCUGGCACCCUGGAAGUACCGCCGCCAACGCUGGAAUUGGCAGCAAGGGAAUCGACGACCAGAGUUUAGAUGACGGACAUAUCUACCAGGCCGUCCAAAUUGCGCAAGCCGAAAUCUUAGCUGCAGAAAUGGUCGACUUUACUGACGCUGAAAUGGAAGAUACUGAGGAUAUGAGAAGGGCUGCUGAGGAUGACGACGAUGAGGAUAUGGAUGAUGCAGACGUGGAUCAGGUACAGCUCGAAAUGCACACCCAAAAUGUGCUAGAUGAUGCCCAAGGCCCGCCGGAAGAUACUGAUCUCGACAUGCAGACGACGCAAGUAGACACGGAGAUCGCAGAAUUUGGCCUUCCACCACAGCCUCCGCCGCCUCCGCCGCCGCCUGAAAAUCCUCCGCCCGGAGACGAUGAUCCCCUCAUCAUUCUCCCAGUUACAGACGAUCCGCAGUUUUCCAGGAAGCCUGUCCCCAUACCGAAAACACCAGGGGUAAACCCCAAGUCUAACCACACGUCUCUACCGCAUUGGCAAGAAAAGCCGCGUCUAUUUCACGAACAGAGGCAAUUGCCUCAUGAAAACCUUCAACAGAGAACGCGGUUAGACUGGUUGAUAUUAUACGACCUGCGCUUGUGGAAGAAGACUCGGACUGAUGUGCGAGAGUUGUACUUGGCUACAGUUGUCAACGUCCCGGAGUUCAAGAGGGUCCUUGGUUUACGAUUCUCCGCCCUAUACACCGCUCUGGCUCAGCUAUAUCUGAUUGCGGAUAGAGAACCUGACCAUUCGAUUAUCAAACUCUCCUUACAGCUGUUCACGACCCCAUCUAUCACAAAGGAGGUAGUUGACCGUGGGAACUUCCUCACUAGCAUAAUGGCCAUCCUUUAUACUUUCCUCACCACUAGGCAGGUUGGUGAGCCUCAUGAUGUCAGUCCAACGGCCACACUUGCGAUGGAUUCUGGGUCAAUUACCAAUCGAAGGCUAUAUCACUUCUUCCUUGAUCUACGAUACAUACUGGCCUCCGACCAUAUCCAGACCCAUUUAAGGACAGAGAGACAAUACCUUUUGCAGUUUAUGGAUCUCAUUAAGCUUACCCAGGGGAUUUGUCCAAAUGUUCGAGCCGUUGGGGAACACUUGGAAUAUGAGACAGAUGCAUGGAUAGGAGCUUCCAUUCUAAUGAGAGAGAUUACGCGGCUCUGCAGGAUAUUUUGCGAAGCGUUCCGCCCAAAUAAACUCGACGAAGGAGAUAAUCACCUCGCGGACGCGAUCACGCAGGCUGCCCUUGCAACGAUGGUCAACUCAAUGGGCAUGGAGCGAAAGCGCUUCGUUCAAGCUGAAAUUAAAGAGCCAGUUCGUUUCAAAACAGUGCCAUAUCUCGAGUUUGAGAUAGACGCACUGAACCAAUGUGGCCGCCAUACGGUGGUUGAUUUUGUUGUUGAACGAGGAUCACUGAGUUUCCAUCAUGCUUUACAUUAUACUCUUUCAUGGUUGUUAGAGUGCGCCAGAAGCAAGCCGAGAGACUGGGUGAGGGGUCUUCUUAUCCGGGCUGUAACUUUGAUGAAAGAAAAAUUUGCCCUGGCUCCGUCACCAGCACUAAAUGUCGACGACGUCAUUCUAGCGAUGUUUGACUUCCCUAUCAGGGUCUGCGCCUGGCUUGCCCAGAUGAAGGCUGGCAUGUGGGUUAGGAACGGUAUGAGUCUCAGACAUCAAAUGGGUCAAUACCGAGCAGUAAUCUCGCGAGAUGUGGCGUACUGUCGAGAUAUCUUCAUGAUACAGUCCGCCAUGGCGAUCUGUGAUCCGAGUCGUGUGCUUGCAACUUUAUGUGAUAGAUAUGCGAUAUUGGACUGGAUCAAAGGAAGCUACGUUGAUCGACCUGGUUACGACGAAGGGCAACAUGUGGAUGUUGCUGACGAAUUUAUGCAUCUUCUGAUCAUACUGAUAUCUGAACGAAUGUCCCUUUCUCCAGGCGACGACGAAACCACCAUUCAACACCACAUCAUCAGAAGAGAUAUUGCCCACACUUUGUGUUUCAAGCCGCUCCCGUAUACCGACCUUAGUGCUAGGAUACGGGAUGAAGUUGUUGAGGCGCGGGAUUUCCAACAGCUACUUGAAGAAGUCGCCACGUUCCGCCCUCCCGAUGGACUCAAUGAUACUGGAACUUUUGAAUUAAAACCCCAGUAUAUUGGCCUAAUAGACCCAUAUUCCACUCAGUACAGUAGGAAUCAACGAGAUGAGGCCGAGCACAUCUUCAAACAGUGGAAAGCAAAGUCAACUGGGAAAAGUAUUCAAGACGCUAUCUUUGAGCCCAAACUGGAGCCAAUUCCUACCGGACUCUUUUCUGGGUAUACCAGAUUUACUCGAACUCCCCUAUUUGCUCAAAUAAUCCACCAGUUCUUAGAGUAUUGUCUGAUGUUCAAAGUCUGCACCCCUUCGGUUCAAUUGACGAGGAUUGAGCCCUUUCUACAGACUAUUCUUCACCUAACGCUCCUUGCUGUUCUUGAGGACCCGAAAGCAGAUGACGAGGACUCCGAGUCAGGCGAGCAGACGUUCACAUUCCAUGCUCUUACUAAAACCAAGCCCACACAGCUUGGGGAUUUAACAAUCAUUGGGCUAUUCCAGAAAAUAUCAGAGGUUCCCGCCUUUGAAUCCUGUGGGCCUAAAAUCCGACACAUACUGAAGUGCCUUUGGGAGAAAGAUCCAAAGUUAUACUCUUCCACUACAAAUGAUCAUACAUUCCCAUUUGGCAAUAUUUACCAGUCAUCUUCUACCCCCGUUUCUGACAAUGAGGUGGAACAAAAGAAGAAACGGGCCCUCGAGAGGCAGGCUAAAAUCAUGGCGCAGUUCCAGCAACAGCAACAAGAUUUCUGGGUUAGCCAAGAAAACAUUGAUGGGGAUGAAGACGAACUAGACGAGACUGAAGAGCCAUCGCGCACCUCGGGGAAGGUAAUCCGGAAGUACCCAUCGGGAAACUGUAUACUGUGCCAGGAAGAUACCAACGACUCGAGAUUAUAUGGCACAUUCGCUCUCGUUACAGAGAGCUCUAUUUUUAGGGAAACCGAUUUGAAAGAUCCGGAUUUUGUCAAAGAAGUCCUGACGACACCCUCUACGUUGGAUAGAUCGGCUGAAUCAAUUCGUCCCUUUGGAAUCGCUGGUGAAAAUCGGGAGCAGGUUGAACAGUUAGAUUCUAAAGGAAAUCUGAUAAUUACGGAAAAGCAAGGUCUUGGGAAGGGCUUCCCAGCCGAGCAACACAAACAAGGUCCUGUUUCAACAGGUUGCGGGCACAUCAUGCAUUAUAAUUGCUUUGAAACCUACUACACGGCUACCAAGAGGCGACACAAUCAACAAGUAGCUCGAAAUCACCCCGAAAGCUUGAACUUGAACGAAUUCGUCUGCCCGCUUUGUAAAGCGCUUGGGAAUGCAUUUCUCCCCAUUUUAUGGAGGGGGCAGGAGGUGGUAUACCCUGGAGUGCUGUCCACUGAGAAUUCGUUCCAGAGCUUCAUGAACGAGAAGGUGGACCAGCUCCUCCAGAGGUUCACCAGCCAUGCUUUGGCCAAAGAAGAUGAAAAAUUCUUUAUCCCAGGCUACGGAGAGUUCUUUGUGGAGUACCUCUCGAAUAAUUUAAUGCCCUCCCUCUCUCGUAGCGCAGAUGACUACUUAGCCCCUCGAAUUAGGGAUCCUCAAGGGUUCGCAGAGGACUACCUUUCAACCCCUCGAGUUAGGGACCUGGUAGGAUUUGCAGACGGGCAAGUGUCGCCGGAAGGUAGACCCUUUCAGGCGCCGCCGGAGGACCCCUUGGGCGCCCAUAACACGGGAGCAACCCUUACUGCUUUGAUCGGUGCACCAAUCCUGGCGAAUCUCCCAGAUGCUACAAGCACACCAAGUGUCGCGUCUUUGUUGGAAGGAGGGGAGGCACCACCCACCGACACUCCGUCCCCAUUUUCUGAGUUUCUCGCAGUCUACGCAAGACUACGCGAUACCAUGCGGUUCAAUUCUAUACCAUCUCGGUUUGACUACCAGCCAUCACAUGUCCUAGAGGGGGAUUUAGUCCAUACUGACUCUUUAUUUAAAAUAUUUGCCUACUCUAUCACUUCGGUUGAAAUUGCCCAACGAGGCCAGGAAGCCGAAUCAGGGACAUAUCUGAUAAAUGGUAUAUCGGAGAUCUCGUUAACACACCUGCGAAUCCUAUGCGAUACUGCACUUGCGUAUGCUUCCCUAGGUGGCUUGGAAUUUCCUUCCGCGUUGAAGGUUGCACAUGAGUUCCGAGAUAGUCAUCGUCGGCAGUUACUUCAACUAUUCUUUGGCCAUCCCAGGCUCUCGGGGAUUUCGAAUCUUGCUCGUGAUUCAAUGGAUAUCGAACCUUUACUUUCUACAGACACGUUUGUGUUUUUAGCAGAGUCCUCGCUCUGUCUAGUUCCCGUGCUGCAGGUUGAUAUUAUGCACUUUGUCCGUCUUUGCUAUGCCGCAGAAAUUGUGAAGGUCAUUUUGGCAUACCUUCUCACUCCUCAGGGGUUGAAAGCAAAUAUGGAUCACGCUUCAGUUGAUGAUACUACUGACUACGAAUACUCUUCGGCUAAAGACUUCGUUAUGUGGGUCAUCUCGGCUUAUAGGUCGUGUGCAUCAUUUGUAGCAGACCCAGGACUGCAGAUAUUGUUGGAUGGUAUCGAUAGAAAUUUUAUUCCGAAAUACCGACUAAGAGGCUGCCAUGAAGUGGUUCCCAAGUAUAUCCUUCCCUUCCUUCGAAAAACAGCCAUCCUACUGAACGUGCGACAUGGCCUUGAGUUCCCAGAUGCUGGAUCAGACCUUGACUACAUCUCAGAGCUUGAUCGCCUCACUACGUUCCUACAACUGCCAACCAUACCGGAAAUGUUCGAAACGUUGUCCGCCGCAGAGGACGGUGAUCCGUUAUCUGCUAUCGUUUGUGGAUGGAUGGAGCAUUGGUGUAUCUCAAAGCACGAUGCCAAAUCCGCUGGUAACCCGAUGCCGCAGCUUUCUCUCAUGCAUCCGGCAAUUUUUGAGCUAGUAGGACUCCCUCAAUAUUUCGACACGUUGCUAGAUGAGGCGACUCAACGCACUUGCAUGACUACUGGAAAGGAGUUAACUGAUGCGACACUUUGUCUCUUCUGUGGCGAGAUAUUCUGCGCUCAAGCAAGCUGCUGCAUGGUGAAUACAAGAUUGGGUGGUUGUAACCGUCAUCUCGCGAAGUAA
Arthroderma uncinatum is the source of this 6258-nucleotide messenger RNA. Its product is annotated as E3 ubiquitin-protein ligase ubr1. The transcript has a single exon. Gene Ontology annotation, molecular function: zinc ion binding; ubiquitin protein ligase activity. Gene Ontology annotation, cellular component: cytoplasm; ubiquitin ligase complex. NCBI's taxonomy places the organism in Eukaryota, Fungi, Ascomycota, Eurotiomycetes, Onygenales, Arthrodermataceae. Gene Ontology annotation, biological process: ubiquitin-dependent protein catabolic process via the N-end rule pathway; protein ubiquitination. The record is from RefSeq and is a predicted model, not a curated record. The coding region runs from base 1 to 6258 and encodes 2085 amino acids.